AUGGCAAGUGGUAAUGGUAGUAAUAGGAACCCACAAUCACAAAACACAUCAAGAAAGGUAAUGGUGGUGGCUGAUCCAACGCGUGAAUCAGCCGGAGCACUUCAAUAUGCACUUUGUCAUGCUGUAAUGGAACAAGAUGAAUUGAUUCUAUUGCAUGUUGUUGAGAAUCAAACUUCAUGGCGCAAUACUCUUUCGACGUUCCUUAAAAUGCCUUCGUUGGGAACAUCAUCGACUGCUUCGAUUGACAUUGGAGGAGGAGGAGGAGGAGGAGGAGGCAGUAGUAGUGGAGGUGGAAGUGGAGGUGGAGGAUCUUCCGUGGAGGGACAUGCCCCCGCGGUUGAUUUUCUUGAAGAAAUGAAAAAUGUGUGUAAGAUUUCUCAACCUAAAAUGAAAGUUCGCGUGAUGAAGGUUGAAACAGACAACGGAAAAGAUAGGGCUAAUACUAUUCUUUUACAUACCAUUAAUCAAGAGGUUGAUGUCGUAGUUAUAGGCCAGAAACGCACGCUUUCUUCUACAUUAUUAGGAUAUAAACGACCGGCGGGAGGAUCUUUGAAAGGAGCGAGAAUGUUAGACACGGCAGAGUAUUUGAUCCAUAACACACCGGGCACAUGCACUUGUGUUGCCGUUCAAAGAAAAGCACAAAAUGGAGGAUAUGUUCUCAAUACUAAAACUCAUAGAAACUUUUGGCUUUUGGCCUAA
Messenger RNA from Vicia faba (fava bean), 699 nucleotides. The record is from the annotation of a GenBank genome assembly. Lineage: Eukaryota; Viridiplantae; Streptophyta; Magnoliopsida; Fabales; Fabaceae.